This is a messenger RNA of Arabidopsis arenosa, 985 nucleotides long. The record is from the annotation of a GenBank genome assembly. Lineage: Eukaryota; Viridiplantae; Streptophyta; Magnoliopsida; Brassicales; Brassicaceae.
AAAGACCUGUAGAAGAAGAUUCAUGAUCCUUGAUAAAAUUCAAGUUUUGUGAAAUCAAUCCUGAAGACUACAAUUUUAGAUUUUGGAACUAGAUAAUGGAUCAUCAAUGGCGUAUGAGGUUUUCGUUCAAGAACGCCACAAUUGCUCUCACAGUCGUCAACGUUCUCAUCUUCCUCUUCCUCCUUCAGGGCUUUUUCACUUCAUCAUCUUCAUCUACAUCUUCUUCUUCCUCUCGCCGACUCAUUUCAGCUCAGCUUCGGUAUAUCAAGGAAGCCGAAGAGCUUAGGCUCAAGAUGCAACCUUUGGAGCUCAUUAAAAGAGUCCGAGAAAUCGAACAGGAGGUAUCUGCGGGACAAGAAACCGAGCAGCAGAAAGAUGUGAAGCAGACUACAGCCGUUGAUCUCUCUAAACGGCUCAAGGAUUUCCGUGCACUAAACGAUGCAUCAAGUUUGAAAGGCUUUGGAGGCAAUGGAGCAACACCGUUCUUCUUGACGUUUUCGAUAUUGGCCGCGGUGAUAGGAGUAGCGUCGAAGUUGGCCGGAGCUAAUCAUAUUAGGUUUUGGAGGAAUGAUAGUCUGGCAGCUGCCGGAGCUUCUGCCAUCGUUGCAUGGGCCAUCACAGCUCUUGCCAUGGGGUUGGCAUGCAAGCAAAUAAACAUAGGAGGAUGGCGAGGAUGGAGAUUGAAGAUGAUUGAAGCCUUCAUUAUCAUUUUGACGUUCACUCAAUUUCUCUACCUCAUGUUGAUCCAUGCCGGUGCAUUGAGCAGCAAAUAUGGUCCUGGCUACAGAGACCAAGACUAUGCUACAGGCCAAGGUCAUGGCCAUGUACCCCACACAGUGGGCGAGCACAAGGCUGGUGUUGGAUCUACCAUGGCAGUUUGAUAAAAAUCGUGUGUUUUAAUUGUGUUUUGACGUUUGGAUAAAAAGUACUUACGAUAUGUAGUUUAUGUUUUUCCAAGUUUAUGUAAUAAUGUAAUUCUAUCCAU